GGGCGCCUUUUCUGAAGUGGUGCUCGCCGAGAACAAACUCGAGAGGGGCAAAUACAAUGCAGUCAAGUGCAUUAAUCGACGCGGGCUCCGGGGGAAGGAGGAGGCCCUGGAGAAUGAGAUCUCUGUACUGCGCAGACUCAGUCAUCCGAACAUAGUGCGACUUGUAGAUGUGUUUGAAGAUAAAACCCACGUGUACUUGGUCAUGGAGCUGGUAACGGGUGGCGAGCUCUUCGAUCGUAUUGUGGAGAAAGGCAGCUACACAGAGAAGGAUGCCAGUCACCUGAUACGACAGGUUCUCGAGGCAGUGGAUUAUAUGCACGACAGAGGCGUGGUCCACAGAGAUCUGAAGCCGGAGAACUUGCUGUUCUACAGUCCUGCUGACGACUCCAAGAUCAUGAUCAGCGACUUCGGCUUGUCCAAGAUGGAGGGCUCCGGUAUCAUGGCGACCGCCUGCGGCACACCGGGAUAUGUAGGUGAGUCAGUCAGCACGCACAACGUCAUUGUUUCAUUUGUCAUGAGCUGUUGCGCUCUUACUACCGACAACUUGUCCUGCGGGUGUUGCACUACAGGUCUAAAAACCAGCAGUCGACUAGCCCUACAAUCCAGCAGUCGACUAGCCCUACAAUCCAGCAGUCGACUAGCCCUACAAUCCAGCAGUCGACUAGCCCUACAAUCCAGCAGUCGACUAGCCCUACAAUCCAGCAGUCGACUAGCCCUACAAUCCAGCAGUCGACUAGCCCUACAAUCCAGCAGUCGACUAGCCCUAAAAACCAGCAGUCGACUAGCCCUACAAUCCAGCAGUCGACUAGCCCUACAAUCCAGCAGUCGACUAGCCCUACAAUCCAGCAGUCGACUAGCCCUACAAUCCAGCAGUCGACUAGCCCUACAAUCCAGCAGGGGAACAUUGUGCGGCUACCCCCCGUUCUAUGACGAGAACGACGCCGAGCUGUUCAAGCAGAUCCUCAAGGCUCAGUACGAGUUCGACUCACCCUUCUGGGACGAGAUCUCAGACUCGGCCAAGGACUUUAUCCGACACUUGAUGUGUAAAGAGCCCAUGUCAAGGUUCACGUGUAAAGGAGCGAUCGCCCAUCCCUGGAUUUCUGGAAAUGCUGCGCUGGACAAGAACAUUCAUGCUUCUGUGAAGGCCCAAAUGCUCAAAACGUUUGCCCGUAUGAAGUGGAAACAAGCGUACAACGCGACGGCUGUCAUUCGUCAGAUGAAGAAGCUGGUGGUGAACAAGGAGGAGAACAGCAGCAACCAUGCCAGCACAGCCACCGCCACCCCAGCCGCGGGCAAUGGCAGCGGUCAAUGAGUGUGUCCAGCCCGGCUGUCUUUCCAACUCUCCACAUCGCUGAUGGCCAAAAAGCACACAGAUCCAAGGUUCACUGCGUUGUCCGUGUCUCGUGCGGAACUCGAAACAGACAACAAGAUGAUAUAUCUUCUUGGGAGGGGCAGCUUGGGGCAGGUUUCACAGCCUCUGCCUGCUCUGUGUGGAUGCCUCAGAUUCACAUCUUCAGAUCUGGGACACUUCUGGCUGGUGGUCAGUUGUAUGGAUGCUAACUUGUAAAGGAAGAUCUGGGUUUAUUUUUAUUUUGUAGGAAAUGUAUUGUUCAGGAAAGUUACCUUUAAGAAAAGCUGAUGAGUGAUCGCAGAGUUUUUUAGACAAUGACCAUGAUGGUCUGUAAAGAUUUUAUUUUCUUUGAAGAUAUGGGCAUGCCCAAAGAGAAUAACUUAAGGGAACGGUAGUUUAUCUUAUAUUUUGUAGAAGAAGAAGGACUAGUCAGUUUAUGAUGUGUCCCCUGUUUUUGUAAUGCUAUUAAGAAAUUUUCUGUCUGAGAGAGAAGGCAUGGAGUUUCCGUCUUGCCUGGCAUGUUGGGACUGUUGAGCCUUAUUGGUCAGAGGAAUACUUCUUCUCUGACAAAUCUUCAGAUGUUCAUCUGCAGCCAUCUCGACUUAUUUUCUUAGUACUUUUUUCAGCUUGUUCUUUUAUGUCAAAAGUACUUAAAAAUACUUAGAUUUUAGUAUUGAAAGCUUAUUUUAAUUUUUUUUUUAAAGCGGAUUUUAUUAGACUAUCAUUGUACUUAACUGCAGGGUCUGUAUAAUUGUGUCUGUCAGUGAGCAGUGGAUGUUUCUGUGUGUUGAUUGUGCGAGUGUUGUCAACAUGACAAUUACAACUACUGACUGGGUCACUCCUCUAUUUGUCAUAAUAAUCCAUCGGACCCUGGAUCCUAUAACACCUAAUUACAACUUUCCUUAUACAUGAAAAAUUAUUUGCAUUCUUUUCAAGUUAAGACGUUUAUUGGAAAUUUCUUGUUGUAUGGAAGUGAAUGUUCGAAUGAGGUCAAAAUACCUGUAAAUGAGUGACAUGCCUAAUAGUGUGGGAUGUACUUGAGGAAGAAAUUUCUUUGGCUGUUGUUCAUAUUCAUAUAUUGUCUUGUUGUACACUUUCAAAUUCGUUUCUUUCAUGACAAAUUUGAGCACAAGUUUUGUUUGGGGAAAAUGUUAUUGACUUAUGAUGUUGUUUUGAAUUGUAUCCCCAAAAUGUUUUUGGUGAAAGGACAAACACGACAGUAUUGGUGGGCUCGCUCAUGACGUUUCAUCCUCUGAUAUUAUCUUCUGACUAUUUCUACGUAUCGAUGAGUUCUCCCGCCGAGCCAUCGCUCCUCUUUCUACUUCUGGGCCUGCUAUUUUCUCCCUAGCAUUAUGGGCUGCUUGCCCACAUGCUUCCCUUAAACUUUACUAUUCUCCAAGACAGAUACUUCCAUUUAGCUCUGAUGUUGUUCCUAUUUGUUGUAUUGCAUUGUUUCAAAUUUUCUCGCACUCUCAUGAAUGCGCUCGCAUAAAACUUCGUUAUAUUCCCUCUCCUGUGCAAAGUGUCAAUGAGACCCUCACUGACUGGUCAAAAGUUCUGCCAGAAACUACACGCACGUGUCAGCUCCAUGACCUACAGACUCGUCGCAUAGCCUACUUUCCUGGCCACUGAAGGUUGAAGCAUAUGUGAGGCAUCGUGGUGAAAUCAGGCACUCGUCAAAA
Aplysia californica (California sea hare) is the source of this 3033-nucleotide messenger RNA. Its product is annotated as calcium/calmodulin-dependent protein kinase type 1. The record is from RefSeq and is a predicted model, not a curated record. Gene Ontology annotation, biological process: protein phosphorylation. Lineage: Eukaryota; Metazoa; Mollusca; Gastropoda; Aplysiida; Aplysiidae. Gene Ontology annotation, molecular function: ATP binding; calmodulin binding; calcium/calmodulin-dependent protein kinase activity.